This is a messenger RNA of Drosophila serrata, 720 nucleotides long. Its product is annotated as dynein light chain 1, cytoplasmic. Gene Ontology annotation, cellular component: cytoplasmic dynein complex. The record is from RefSeq and is a predicted model, not a curated record. Gene Ontology annotation, molecular function: dynein intermediate chain binding. NCBI's taxonomy places the organism in Eukaryota, Metazoa, Arthropoda, Insecta, Diptera, Drosophilidae. Gene Ontology annotation, biological process: microtubule-based process.
GUAGAAUACAAAAUAUAUACAAGAAAAAAACAAGAGCCGGAACUAAUUUCAGUUGCAGAUAAAUUACGUCCAGAGUCAGUAGCUCCAACAUUUGAUAUUGAUAAAUUAAUAUAAAUUGUAAAGAGAGGAGAGCAAGUAGAGGAGCAGUGCAUCUGGUUUUGAAGGCAGACGCGGAAAUUGUAUUAACCAAAAAAGAAGUUGUCGAAAAGUUGGAUGGUGCAGUAAAGCGAAGAAUCCUGCGAAGAGAUAAAGUUGGUGAUGCUCAUCCAUAUUCUCUCUUCUCUUCACUCUCUUUGCAGUUAAAAAUACUACUCACUGGUGAGCAGCGGUAUACUACAGGGUCUUCAAACAUAUAACUCUCUCUCGCUCCAACUCUCUAAAGUUGGCCAGUAUAUAUAAUAUAUAUUUUGAUAUAAACGGAUCGAACACAAAUCAGUCAAAAUGUCUGAUCGCAAGGCCGUGAUUAAGAAUGCCGAUAUGAGCGAGGAGAUGCAGCAGGAUGCUGUUGAUUGCGCGACACAGGCCCUCGAGAAAUACAACAUUGAGAAGGACAUUGCCGCCUAUAUCAAGAAGGAAUUCGACAAAAAAUACAAUCCCACAUGGCAUUGCAUUGUUGGCCGCAACUUUGGAUCGUAUGUGACACACGAGACGCGCCAUUUCAUUUACUUCUAUUUGGGCCAGGUGGCCAUUUUAUUGUUUAAGAGCGGUUAAAGUAUUGUC